Messenger RNA from Fomitopsis serialis, 2634 nucleotides. RefSeq lists its product as uncharacterized. Bases 1 to 2634 code for a protein of 877 amino acids. The record is from RefSeq and is a predicted model, not a curated record. Lineage: Eukaryota; Fungi; Basidiomycota; Agaricomycetes; Polyporales; Fomitopsidaceae. The transcript has 10 exons.
AUGGGUCGACUGCGGCCAACGGCAACCUCUCCUGCAGUGGUAGAACUCACACUGACGAAAAGAAGGACUGCAAGGGGAGUGAGGUCACGGCUUGUCGAGGUGCAGAAUAGCGGGUUGCAGACUCCGCCGGCUACACCCCAUCGAACCGCUCGGUCGACAACAAGACAGUCCAGCUGGACGCCACCAACCGAUGAUGUUGCCAACACGACUUUCUGCGAGUUCCCCACAGUUCGACAGAGUGCCCCGCAGACACAACCUGAGAUGCUUAGAGAGUGGAUUCCCCUCCAGCACAACUAUCUGCGAUCGUUGUACGCCCACUACAAGCCUCCCGCGCUCAGUGCCGAGGGGAGCUAUAUGUGCUCGAGCUGCAACAGUGGCGGCGGGGUAUGGAAGUGCAUGUCGUGCAUUGGUUAUCCAAUCUUCUGCCCGACCUGCUGUCUCGCCGAGCACCGGCGAACACCAUUCCACCGGGUUGAGCAGUGGAACCUCGGAGGAUACUGGGAGCCCUCAUGGCUCCGUCAAGUUGGAGUUUCAAUCACUCUCGGCCACCGGGGCAGAGAAUGCCCCCAGCCGGCGGUUGUCGUGGAGGAUGACGAGGAAGUGGAGAUGGACCGGGCGACCGAUCGCGCGGCCGACGAUGAUGGCGAUGUACCAGCGGACCCUCUUCACCACGCCGACUCACCUCCGCGACCCCCGCCCGCAAUGAUGACUAUUGUUGACACCACCGGGGUGCAUUUCCUCCCGGUGACGUGGUGCGGCUGUCCCGACGCCGGUGACCACACAUCGCAGCUUCUCGAUGCCGGGUUGUAUCCGGCGAGCCAGCGAAGGCUCCCCGGAGUGAACAUACCCGAGGACUGGGAGGUGGAUGAUAGGAAGUACCUAUAUGCCCGAGGAUAUGUCAUGGAUGGGAACUUCCACGCCGAGCAAAUGAAAAUGCGCAAGCCCGAGAACGACGUACCGUUGAUGCCGGGGAAAAUGUUCAUGGUUCAUCCCGGCCCAUACGAGGAGCACCUGAGAGUAGCGAAGGACGUGAAGAUGCACUCAAGCUGCAACGACCACAAGGCGGUCUCCCAGGCCAACGCCGACCGGCAUAAGCUCGCUGUCACCGGGAUCGGCGCAACAUCUUGUUUGAGGCACGGGUGCUUCCUUCCGCACUCGGUAGUGAACUAUCAGAAGGGCGAACGUCAGAUGAACAUGGACUACUCCCUGUCCAAUGCUCUCGGCUACCGCUCGAGAGGUAUUGGGCACGUCUAUGUAUCAUACGACAUCAUGUGCCAGUACCACGUCCAUCUCCAUGACCGAUUUGACGACAAUCCUUAUCUUCAAAUGCCGGGGGGCCUCGUCCUAUACAAGUGCAUUGGCCUCUUUCACAUUCACGGGGGCCGGGGAGCUGACGGCGAGAUCAUCGAAACCCAAUGGUCGGGGAUCAAUCCCGUGUCGGGUAGUACCCGCUCAAUGUCAACAUCCCACCGGCAGGAAACCCUCGACCGGCACAUGAACAAUUGGAAUUGGAAGAAGAUGAUCACCAUGGUGGCUUCGCUGAGAAGAAAAAUCAAAGCCAAUCGGCCACUGCUGGCCGACAUGAAGGCCGACCUCACCGCGAAGGAGGCCAGUGUCGAUGCCGAGAUUUUGGGAGAGUGGAGAAGGGAACUCAGGAUAGUACAACGACGAAGGCUUCGGGAUGUGAAGGUAAUGGACAGGUAUCAAGCGAAGAAACAAAUUAUGCCUUCGCGGCUCGAACUUCAGAUUAAGCUGGCAGAAGAAGAGGGUGACGGCGGGGACCGCGUUGGCACAGCGGACUGGAUUGCCGAUGGCCUUAAGCUUGAAGAGCAACAACUCGCAAUCCAGAAAGACAUAAAGCAAAUGGGGGCCAUUGUGACGGGGGCUCAAGAGUUAAAGCUGGCCAAACGGAGGAAGCCUCUCGAGAGUCAGAUCCGGCGGUUCCACCGGCGAGCGGCUGCAAUUCACCGAAGGCAUGACUGGGGCGUGGCAGAGGAGGAAGCAGUGGAUGACGACUCGGCUGCGGAGUGGGAAGACGAUCCCAACGAUCCCCCAGCACAUGCCGACAAUCCAUGGUCGAUCUUUCCCAGUAAACCGCCCGCACCAUACCCAGUGAAGGCGGCGGAACAUACCAAACUCGGGCUACCUUCGAAUUUCACUCGGAAUGCUCUUACCGCCAAUGGAUUGCAACGGUUGGCCGCGCACGAGCUCACUCUGCGGCGCGGACAAGCAAAUGAUGCCUUGCAGCAGCUUCGGAUUCUCAUCGGCAAGAAAUCGUUUGAGUUCCAGACAACCAUUCGGCACGGGAGGAAAGAUGGCAACAAGAAGCGCACCCGAUCCUUCACCAAGUUGGGUAAACUCGACCGAGCUGUACAGCUUCAAGCCGCAAUCUAUCGCCGGGCCCGAGCGGCCAUGCAAGUGCUCGGCCUGUCUGCAGAGGAUCAAGCUAAAUAUCAGCAGCUCACCCCAGACGAUCUAAAGACAGUAACCGCCAUUGCUGAGCCCAACAAGGCCGGCCAACGGCACAAGUCCCCCUCGUGGAUAUGGAAUGUUAACGUCGGUGGCGACAUACGGAGCAAUGACGAUUGGGAAUCAUUCACAGGGUACAGUGGUUCCAUGCCCGUUCAAAGGUGA